Messenger RNA from Peniophora sp. CBMAI 1063, 747 nucleotides. NCBI's taxonomy places the organism in Eukaryota, Fungi, Basidiomycota, Agaricomycetes, Russulales, Peniophoraceae. The record is from the annotation of a GenBank genome assembly.
AUGUCGAAUACGUCCUUGCUUCAGGGUCCUCCUGCCACAUCAGGCUCUUCUCCUUCAACCGUGUCGCCUUUGCCAACACCAACUGACGCCUCUCUCGUGCCGACUAACAACUCCCUCCACCACCGUCUGCCAAUGCCGCGCACUCCGCCCCGCAAUACUGUCGUCAGCUCCCGCAAACCAGGACUCACCUCUCCGAUGCGCUACGACGACUUCAUGCGCGCCUUUCUUCCCGACAUGUCGUCGCCUACGCUGUCCAGCGAAACCGUGAGCGAUGGCAAGGGUGCGCUGUCAGAUGCAACGCGUACUCGCCGCGCUCUAUCUACGAACGAAGAGACUCGAGACGGGGAGAGCAACGAGGACGAUGAUAUGCCUGCUCUUGACGAUGACGAAGAGGAUGAUGAAGCUGGUGUGGUCGGGGCGAGUGAGCCAUCCAAGCAAGACGUACACAGCUCUCACCUCAACCACAACCUCUCCAAAGUUCGCGCGGAGGACGUCCCCGCAGACAAGCGUACAAUGGAUGCGAUCUCUAGCGGUAGCUCCGACGCCGGGUCUGAGCGCGACGAGCUUUCCGAUGACGAGGACGUGAAUGAGGCGGACGUGCCGGAUAAUGAUUCUGCUGCACCUGCGGAGGCGUACGAGGCAAUCCUUGCGCUUGCUGAAGCUCGUGUGAGUAGCCGUAGCGCCAGCCCACGCGAUGUGGCGGAGAAGAAUGAAGAUGCUUGCAAGCGCGAGCGCGGCGCUCAGUGA